Erythranthe guttata (spotted monkey flower) is the source of this 1350-nucleotide messenger RNA. The record is from RefSeq and is a predicted model, not a curated record. Lineage: Eukaryota; Viridiplantae; Streptophyta; Magnoliopsida; Lamiales; Phrymaceae.
AUGGCAGCAAAUGGUGAAUCAAACCCCAUCGCCGCUGGUAUUAUUGGAAGUUGUCGGUACAGUGAUUCUCUGCACAUCAUUUCCAUUAAGAAUGAUUCGACUUUAAAGGAGAUCUAUGAAUCUAUCUUAAUGAAGUGGAACGAUAUACAUCCCGACAAAUUGGUGCUCCAAUACUUGGUUCCCCGUGAAAGAAUGUUCGUCACACUGACUUCUGACGAAGACGUGGUGAAUAUGGUUACAUUGCAUUUGGUAAUGCACAUGAGUGUGGUCGACAUUAUGGUGAGCCGCACUAAUGAACUUGAUGGGCGUAGAAGGAGGACCCCCAGCAACGGUUGUGGUGAUGCUACUCUUCGUACAAGGGGUCAUCCCAAAGCCGAUGCUACGUGGAUUUCGCAACUUAUGAAACAAAAAUUGAGAGAUGAGCCAGGUUACAAACCAAUUGCUAUUUUGAAUGAGGUCCAAAGAAAGUACGGUGUGGAGCUUAAGUACUAUACGGCGUGGAGAGGUAAGGAAAAAGCAAUGUAUGACAUUUAUGGGGAUGAGUCGAGCUGUUAUGAUAAACUGAGACGUUAUUGUCGUGCACUAAAACAGAAUAACCCUGGUAGUUGUGCCGAUUAUGAGAUUGACCCUCAAACUCAAAGGUUUCUUCGGAUCUUUAUUAGUUUUGGAAAUUCUAUUUUGGGUUUCCACCGUGGGUGUAGGCAAAUGAUAUGUUUGGAUGGGACUCAUAUUAAAAAUAAGUACAAAGGUUUCUUACUUUCUGCUGUGUCCAAAGAUCCAAAUGAUGAGUUAUACACAUUGGCCUAUGCAAUUGUUGAUGCCGAGAAUGAUAGGAAUUGGGAGUGGUUUUGUAAUAAGCUGAAAGAUAUUCUUGUUUAUCACAAUGGGGGUUUAUUGAAAAAUUACACAAUUUUCUCUGAUCGUCAUCCGGGGCUUAUUAAAGCCAUUCCACUGGUAUUUCCUGGUAGCAACCAUGCUUAUUGUUUGCGACAUUUGGAGGAUAACUUUAGAACAAAGGUUCUAAGAUCGUAUCCAUUGCACAACAAAGCAUAUUGGGUGAGUGUUCUACAUAAGGCUGCAAUUGCUCCUACUCGGCAAGAGUUUGAGGAACAUAUAUCUCAUAUAGUUCAAUCAAUGCCUCGUGCGGAAUCAUUUAUCCGAGACUCUGAUCCCAAUCGUUGGGCCAAUGCAUACUUUUCUGGGGAUAGAUGGGGAAUAAUGAACAGUAACCAAGUUGAAUGCUGGAAUGGUUGGGUUAAAGAUGAACGAUCUUUGCCAGUUCCAUCCAUGAUUGAUAUGAUACGAAUCAAAAUAAUGAAGAUGAUAGGUAAUCGACGGGAAGAUUCUUGA